CAGUUGGGUGUGUGCGGGAGAGUUUAAAAAAAUUGUUACCACAAUUUACAUAAUUAGAAAAGUUAAUUUGCAACAGGUAAUUAAUUAGUAUUUGUACAAAUUAACAAAAUAUAGAAAUAAAACACUUUUUCUUGAAAUAGUUUGUCUCAAAAUUAAAGCGACGAAAUAAUCGAAAUAUAACAUCAAUAUUUUUUUCUGAACAUUAAGUUUGAUAGUUUAUGUAGUAUUUUGUAAUUUCAAGUCGAUCUUACAUUGUUUACUAUAACUAUAAGUAUAACUGAUUUAAUAAAAGAACUAAUAAAACUACUGGACAUAUGUUUUAUUCAAAUUUAUUUUGACAAUAUAUUAGGUAAUCGUAAGUUAACUUGACUUUUCGGUUGACGUUGACGUUUGCUGUCAAAAUAAAAAAACAUUGAAAUGCAUAAGACCAUUCAUGGUUGCCGUUUUACGUUGCUGUUGGUGACUUUCAACAUGAACGAAUUUUAUCUUUUCUCGUCGGCAGUUCGUAACGGCUUUUGUAACAAUAGAAAAGAGCCAGUCACAUUCGAUUUCGUUUGUCAUGUGAUUUUGCCUAAUGCUCCCAAUAAAUCCCAUAAUAUCGUCCACAAAUACCGGAUUACAAACAUAAACAAAAAGCAGUACACACGUCAAAAAGAAUAACAAAGUUUUUAGAUUAAGUGCAGCCACGGCAAGUUUAUGAAUAGGGUCAAUAUACGUAAAAAACAGCAAACGUCAUCCUCGAACGGCCCUAAAUAUACAGUGUGUUAGAUUUUAUUCCACUAAAAGUAAAUAAAGAACAGACUGAAAUACUUCAAUUAUCGUUAACUCAUUGAAAUCAUAGUUACAUCAUAGUUAAUAAUAAUAAACUCUUUAAAAUAUUGUUUUCACUUUUAUUUUAUUUCGUAGAGUUUAAUCACCUUUAGAAGCCCUGAAACGAGUUUUGAGAAAUUGCCUUCCGAGUGUAAUCACAAAGAUUUUGUUUUGCUUGUUGUCUUAUACAUGAAGGAACUCAUGUAAAUGAAUUUUGUUAUGAAAGUUUCUUUAUAUAAAACUCUUUUAUAAAUGUGUAUUAUUAUUUUAGAUCAUUAUAAUUAAGGUAAGCUUUUGAAAAUAUAUAAUUAAAUACAUAUAGAUAACACCAAAAAAUUGAAAAUAUGUCACAUAUUCAGUUAUCACAAUGUGAUUUUCUUCAUGUCACACUAUAUAAAAACAGAAUGUUAUACAAAUCCAACUUGGUCCUUAGAAUAUAAUAUAAAAAAGAAUAAUAUAUUCUAAACAAAAACUAUAAUCAGUUAACAAAUAAAUGAGGUCCUAUACAUGUAAAAAAUGUAUAAAACCUUUUUUUACCAUAUUUAUAAGAAGUAAAGAAAGGAUUUAACACGCCAAAAUAAAUCUGUUAAUGUUAGAGAACGUAUGUCACUAUAUUAGCUAAUCUACUGAAUUUAUCGAAUCAAAAAAUACAAAUUAGAGGAUUCAACAUAAAAUAAUACUAAUAACUAAUCGAUUGAUGACUUACAUAAAUUUUUAUGAUAUAUAACCUGCUUCAAGUACUUAUAAUAUCCCAUACCUCAUCAAACAAUGAGAUUCUCAUGGUCGCAAUCUGCGUUUAAACUUAUAAAUAAUACUGUCCGAGAGUUGCUAUUCAAGUUUUGAGAAAAACAAAUAAAAACAAUUGGACAUGGCUUUAUUGUUUAUUCUCAAUUAGGAUCAAUACACUGCACCCCACGACAUCGGUUAAUUUUUGAGCGAUUGUCAAAUUAUACGGUAUCCUACGCGAUCUUUUAGACAGCGAAAUGUUCUUACGAGUGCCCUGUAUGACAACACGUUCUGUGUCAAUGUCACAUCAGUGUUGCCAUAUCUUAAAACAUAAGUAACAACCUUCGUAUAUACGACUGCAAUCGGUAAAGAGCUCCGGAUGUAUAGUUGUACAUUAAAUAGUUAUUUAUAUAACAUCCAUGCUAUGUUUAUAUUAGUUUACAGAUUUUUAUGUUGACAAACAAUUAUCGUUUAUUUGAAUAUAUAUAGAAUAAUUUAUUUUGAAUCUCUUUUUUGAGAUUUCAUAAACUCAAUAUCGAAUAUAUAAAGAAGAGUCUAAUUUCUUUAUUGGUUGUUGAGGUGACAUCAGGAUCGCAUUUAUUAAUUAACGUUAAUUAUUUGCGUGUGUAGAACAAUUUGAUAAUUUUAUAUUCAAAAUCAUACCCACCUUCUCCAUUUAACUAAUUAUGUCAACUUUGUUAUGAAAAUAGGGCGUAAUAUCAGUUAUGUAACAAAUUUUCUAGGUGUUAAUCAUUAGAUAAACAUAAUAUUCAGUAUUUAACAAUUUUUAUUUAUUAAUAUAGUGUUUUACAAAAAAAUUAGUAAAGAUAAAGUAAGUAUAAUGCUUUGCUAUCUUGUAUUUAUUGACGUUUCAUGUGUCAAAAUGUUUAUAAAAGUUAUAGCUGUCUAAAAAGUUUUGAACUUUAACCUAAAGAUAAUAAAACUUAUUAAGAUUCACAGACUAUUCCAAUUUUGAGGUUAUGAAAUCUUUUUAAAAAUUUCAAGUAUCGAUUAAAAAGUUUUCUUAUGAGGUUUAAACCUUUCAGAAAAUAUUUUUAUAUGUUGUAUUCAGAUUAAUUUCCGGUCAAAUUUCAAUAUCAAAAUUUGACCAGAAUGGCGCUCCUGUCGCACGAGAUAUCAUAUGAUAGUUCAGCUCAGUCUUCCGUCCGUCUUUGAAUAUGCAGUGUUAAAAAAUUUUAAAUGACUAGACUAACAAAACUCAACAAACCACCUUGUUCAAUUAACUAAUAUUUCUAUUGUUUUUUUUUUCUAGAUAAGCUUUCUUUGUAAUCAGAAUUAACCGAAUAUUCUUAUUAUACGGGACAUCGCCCACGUACUUAAACAUAAAUAAGUACAAAUCACUUUAUCUACAAGGAAAUCUAUCACAUCCUGUUAAUCGCCAGUUAACGUAUCGACCUGAGAUUGAAACUACAAUAAUUGUUUUAGAAAAAUACGUCGCAAUGUUCGCUAAAACAAUGUUGACUAUUUUUUUACUCAUAACGUGCUAUUUAACAGUAUCUGGAGAACUUAUAUUGCACCACGAUACAGAAGAUAAUCCGAAGGUUUGUUCGAUAAGAACACCGUGUAUCAAAAAGUGUUGUCCUGAAAAUUAUAUUUUGAAAAAGCAAAAUUGCACGUACGCGCCAACUUCUAAGCUCGAGUUUAAAGUAUACGAUGUACAAGAACAAGUCAACGAUACUGUGGAAUUUAACGUUAUACAUAAUCGAGACUGUACUCCCGAGCAGAAUUUGAGGUUAGAAGCCGAGUUUGAGGAAGACACGUAUUAUAUUCAGAAAAAUGGAACUAUCUUGAAGCCAUUUGAUGAAAGUUUUCCUCGAAUUUCUUAUAGCCAUUACUGUUUGGAUAACAUCGAGAGAAAAGGUAAAACGGAGUUUGCAGUUAUAGUUUGUUACGAUGCGGAUAAUUUAGAAGAUACCGUUUCUCGUCAAACGAAUUCUUUAGGAAUGAUAAUAUCGAUGCCUUUUCUUCUGGCCACGUUCCUGGUGUACCUGAUUUUACCUGAAAGAAACUUACAUAGAAAAGCCUUGAUGUCUUACGUAUUCACCUUACUGGCUGCGUAUAUUACUUUGGUUACCAUUCAAAUGUAUCCGUAUCAAUUCAAACCUGUGCCAUGUCAAAUUUUGGGAUAUUGUAUCAUAUUUUUCUUCCUGGUGUCCUUCUUUUGGAUGAAUGUUAUGUGCAUAGACAUGUGGCUAGCUUUCAGUGGAAUGCGAACAGUGAUGUCAAAGAAAUAUGCUGAAAGAAAAAGAUUCAUUAUUUAUUGUAUUUACGCUUGGGGUACGCCGAUAAUCCACGUGGGAAUAGUUUUAUUAUUGAAUACACAUUCACCCCCAGACGCCGACUAUUAUCCAAAGAUUGGGGACCCCAGAUGCUUUUUAGGAGACGGAAUGCCGACGUUUUAUUACUUUUAUCUACCGAUGGCCAUCAUCAUCGGCAUUAACAUUGUUUUCUUCAUUUUGACCACCGUACGAAUUCAACAAAUUAAAAAAGAAACAUCGAUGCUGAAACAAACAGAAAGCAAAAAGUCAUACGAAGAUGAUAAACAAAAGUUUAACCUGUACUUAAAACUGAUGUUUGCAAUGGGUAUCAAUUGGAUUAUGGAGUUAAUAUCAUGGACAGUCGAGAAAUUGUUACGUGACACUCCUACGUUUAUUUGGUACUUGUCUGACUUCACUAAUGCCAUGUACGGAGUUCUUAUUUUCGUUAUAUUUGUCUUUAAAAAGAAGAUUUGGCAAUCGUUGAAGAAGAGAUACUAUGUAUUUAUUGGUAAACCGCAUCUUGCCCACUCUUUUACUACGUCAUCGGCUCGCGGUACCCGGGCAAGUAAUUAUUCGACUACUGAUACCGCCGUCAGUACUGAUUACCGUCUCAAUGAUAUGAAGAGGAUCCCAGAAGAGUCAGCACUUAACAGAACUUGAAGCUGAAAAAUAUGUUUGUUCUAUGUGUUCCGGAGCUAUAUUGCACCAAAGAUAAUAAUAAUUGUAACUUUAGUAAAUAGGUAAACACAA
Diorhabda carinulata is the source of this 4565-nucleotide messenger RNA. RefSeq names its product G-protein coupled receptor Mth2-like. Lineage: Eukaryota; Metazoa; Arthropoda; Insecta; Coleoptera; Chrysomelidae. The transcript is spliced from 7 exons. Gene Ontology annotation, cellular component: membrane. Gene Ontology annotation, molecular function: G protein-coupled receptor activity. Gene Ontology annotation, biological process: G protein-coupled receptor signaling pathway; cell surface receptor signaling pathway. The record is from RefSeq and is a predicted model, not a curated record. The coding region runs from base 2997 to 4475 and encodes 492 amino acids.